CUCACAUACACGCUCUCCUCCCUCGCCACUUUCUCCAGCCAGCUUUGCCUCCCCAGCUUUACUCUACAAGCAUGUCCUCAGACGUGCAGCCGUGUGAUGAAGCGGAGCGACUAACUUCCAGAGAGCACCGGACGAAGGAAACCCGCUGCACGAGUAGCAGAAAAGCUUGAGAGCAGGGGCAUCCCAAGCUGACCCCAUCCGGAGACUUCUUCCUGGGCUGAACACAAUGGAGACUGUUUGACAGUGAAAGUGGAGGUUUACUGUACAGUAGCUCAGCUGGAUUUCCUCACCCCUUCAUGACAUGCAGUGAGCUGAUGCCACUAACAGGUGCAAAGGCGAUUCAAAGCCUGAACUCCAACUGAAUAAAAGAACAUCCCCAAGACCAGAUGCAAUGGAGAUGUUCAAUUUCACCAGCUUCACCUACUGGAAUGCCUCAGAAGGCACUGACGCAGGGCCUGUCAUUGAACCCGAAAGCCCAUACAAGACUGUGGAGGUGGUGUUCAUCGUAUUGGUGGCUGGGUCCCUCAGCCUGGUCACUGUUAUUGGAAAUAUCCUGGUCAUGCUUUCCAUUAAGGUCAAUAGGAACCUACAGACUGUCAACAACUACUUUUUAUUCAGCCUUGCAUGUGCUGACCUAAUCAUCGGGCUGUGUUCCAUGAACUUGUACACAGUAUACAUAGUGAUUGGCUACUGGCCCUUAGGACCUGUGGUGUGUGAUCUGUGGCUAGCCUUGGACUAUGUCGUGAGUAACGCAUCUGUCAUGAACCUACUCAUCAUCAGUUUUGACAGAUACUUCUGUGUCACAAAGCCUCUCAGCUACCCUGUCAAAAGGACCACCAAGAUGGCAGGGAUGAUGAUUGCUGCUGCCUGGGUCCUGUCCUUCAUUCUGUGGGCCCCGGCCAUCCUUUUCUGGCAGUUCAUCGUGGGCGGGCGGACAGUGCCUGAGAGGGAGUGUUACAUUCAGUUCUUCUCUAAUGCAGCAGUCACCUUCGGCACGGCCAUCGCAGCCUUCUACCUGCCCGUUAUCAUUAUGGUCAUUCUCUACAUACAGAUCUCUAUAGCCAGUAAAAGCCGGGUGAAGAAGGAGACCAGGAAGCCGUCAGGGCCCAACCCAGAGGCCCUGUCCCACGAGCAGGCAAGGUGCAGUAAUUCUGCCAAGCCCAUCAACAACAACGUGACAGCAGAGGACACAGAGCAGGGCAGGAUCGAAGCCACAGAUGACGUGGCCAACCAGCACGACGGUAAACUGCAGAACGGCAAGGGCCCGUCCACCACGGGUGGAGAUGGGGAGAUGGAGGGCGUGGAUAGGGGUAGGGAGAACUGUGCCCACGGAGAGGAGAAAGAGAGCUCCAACGACUCGACAUCUGGCAGUGCAGCUGCAUCCAACCACAAAGAAGAAGAGGCGGUGCCAUCCAGAGCAAACUGCAACGCCGAGCUCGUUCAGCAGCCAACCCGCCACCGGGCCAAGGCAGGCGGCUCCAAACUCACCUGCAUCAAGAUUAAGACCAAGUCUCCCAAGGGGGACUGCUACACACCCUCCAACGCCACGGUGGAGAUCGUCCCCGCCACGGAAAAGCAGAACCACGUGGCACGGAAAAUUGUGAAGAUGACCAAGCAGCCGCCCAAGAAGAAGAAAGCACCACCGUCUCGGGAGAAGAAGGUGACCCGUACCAUCAUGGCCAUCCUGGUGGCCUUUGUGGCCACCUGGACCCCUUACAAUGUCAUGGUGCUCAUCAACACCUUCUGCUCCAGCUGCAUCCCCAGCACGGUCUGGACUAUCGGCUACUGGCUGUGCUACAUCAACAGCACCAUCAACCCCGCCUGCUAUGCCCUCUGCAAUGUCACUUUCAAAAAGACAUUCAAACAUCUCCUCCUCUGCCAAUACAAAAACAUUAGGUCAGCUAGAUGAAUAUGGAUGCGAGUGUGCGUGUGUGUGUGUGUGUGUGUGUGUGUGUGUGUGUGUGUGUGUGUGUGUGUGUGUGUGUGUGUGUGUGUGUGUGUGUGUGUGUGUGUGUGUGUGUGUGUGUGUGUGUGUGUGUGUGUGUGAGAGAGAGAGAGAGAGAGAGAGAGAUAGAGAAAGAGAGAGAGAGAGAGAGAGAGAGAGAGAGAGAGGUUUAUGAUGUGGUCCCUUUCCUUUGUUUUUACUCUACGGCUCAUAAGAGAACAUGUAUCCUGCAGCCAUGUUGGGUUUGGCUCUGAUGAAUGAGAUUUGUGAUGCAACUGUUGAGACAUAAGACUUACAAAGAAGCGCACAGCCAGGAGAACAAAUAGACCGAACAUGAAAAGGACAGUUGGAUAGAGAGCUCUGCACUGCACAAGACGAAUUCUAAGGGAAAAUAGGGCUGACUGAAUUCACAUACUUCCCGUUUGAAAUUCAGUGUAAAAAAAAACGAAACCUGUAUAUAUCAAUGUAUACGCAAAAUAUGUGUGUGUGUGUGUGUGUGUGUGUGUGUGUGUGUGUGUGUGUGUGUGUGUGUGUGUGUGUGUGUGUGUGUGUGUGUGUGUGUGUGUGUGUGUGUGUGUGUGUGUGUGUGUGUGUGUGUGUGUGUGUGUGUGUGUGUGUGUGUGUGUGUGUGCAUCUGUCUGAGCGUGACAGAAUGAUCCAUCACACAGUUUCAGUGGAGAUGUCCGCCAGUAAAGACAGCACAAGGACAUACAGUACAUACUACAAACUGUUAUCUGUAUGCCGGUGGCACUCUGUGUUGGCGGCACACAAAGCAGAGCAGCUUGUCUAAACUGCCUCUCUGACAUGUUCAUAUACGACUGAGUAACAUGGCUGGGAGCCCUCCUAUCUCCAGGGAUGGACCAUAAGUGGCCCCUGAAGGGCAUAGCAGGACAGAGACCAGGCCUGGCCAGGGUCACCUCUCACCACAACGUAGGACUGAGGUUAGGAAACUUGUUUUGAAAAAAGGUCAUGAGUAAACAAAUAAAUAGAUAAGGCAUUGUCUAAAAAGGCAUUGUUCAGUUACAUUAUUUAGCUUGCUAUUCGUUUUCCACAUCAUUUUAGAUGAUCGGCGAUUUGAUCUCUUACAAUUAAUUACAUGAAGAGUUUGACGUUUAUUUGAUUGUAUAUUAAGAUAUUUUUUUGGGCAGAUAGUCUACACUCUUAGAAAAAAAGGUGCUAUCUAGAACCAAAAAGGGUUAUUUGGCUGUCACCGUAGGAGAACCCUUUGAAGAAACCCUUUUGGUUCCAGGUAGAACCCUUUUGGAUCCAGUAGAACUCUUUUGCCUUCCAUGUAGAACCCUUUCCACAGAGAGAUCUACAUGGAACCCAAAAGAGUUCUACCUGUAAACAAAAAGGGUUCUACCUGGAUCCAAAAAAUGGUUCUCCUAUGGGGACAGCUUCAGAACCCUUUUGGAGCCUGUUUUCUAAAAGUGUAUUGAUGCUUGGAGCUUGUAAAUACAUUCAGAGUGUAGCAGUUGGCAGGGGCUUGGAGCCAAAGCCUAUUCAAUUAUACAGGAAGGGAUCUUGUGCUUUUCCAGGGGUGAGUUGGAUAUUCCUCUGAGAUUGGAUUUUCAACAUAAUUUGAUCCCGCUAUGUUGCAGAUGUUACAGCCUGUAACAAGAGCCACCCACCUGUUGUAUGUCAGUCCUGACUGAUAAUGAAGAGAAAGAUUGAAAAUGAUUGUAUUUUUGUCUUGCUGUCAUCAGAGGUGGUUGAGUAGGGGUUACCAAGGUUGUAGAGUGAUUGAAAGAGUGUCAUAUCAUGGAGAUUUAGAGGUUAUUUCAGUGCAUGUUUCUGUUGUUACUCCGGAAUGGGGUUAAAUACCAAUAAUCACAGGCCAUGGCCUUGUGAAUUAUAAGGGCUACUCGAUGUUAGAUGUACUAAUUCAUCUACAUCUGUGUGUGUGUGUGUGUGUGUGUGUGUGUGUGUGUGUGUGUGUGUGUGUGUGUGUGUGUGUGUGUGUGUGUGUGUGUGUGUGUGUGUGUGUGUGCGUGUGUGCGUGUGUGCGUGUGUGUGUGUGUUUAACCAUUAGUAAACAAACAAAAAUUUGAACAACUGGGGACAUUUUGUUAGUCCCCACGAGGUCAAAUGCUAUUUCUAGGGGGUUUAGGGUUAAGGUUAGAAUUAGUGUUAGGGUUAGAAUGAUGUUAAGGGUUAGGGUUAGUAGCCAGGGUUACACCAUACCCUAACCGGCCGCACGAGUGCGCCAUCGUGCGCAAAAUGAUUUUGUGCCCCCAAGCGCGAUCACGACACGCAGGUUAAAAUAUCAAAAUAAACUCUGAACCAAUUAUUUUUAUUUGGUGACAGGUCAAAUAGUAUUAAUAAUUUAUGGCAAUUUAGCUAGCUAGCUUGCAGUUGCUAGCUAAUUUGCCCUAUUUAGCUAGCUUGCUGUUGCUAGCUAAUUUGUCCUGGGAUAUAAACGUUGAGUUGUUAUUUUACCUGAAAUGCACAAGAUCCUCUACUUCGACAAUUAAUCCACACAUAAAAUGGUCAACUGAAUCGUUUCUAGUCAUCUCUCCUCCUUCCAGGCUUUGUCUUCUUUGGACUUUAUGUAGUUUAUAUAGUUACCACGACGACCGACCGAACUCAGUUCAUCUUUCAAUCACCCACGUGGGUAUAACCAAUGAGGAGAUGGCACAUGGGUAUCUGCUUCUAUAAAACAAUGAGGAGAUGGGAGAGGAAGGACUUGCACCGCGUUCAGCAUCACAAAUAGAACUGACUUCUAUUUUAGCACUUGGCAACGCAGACGCUCGUUAGCGCGUGCGAGCAGUGCGGUGUGCAAUAAUUCAAUAACAUGUAUGUUUAAAUGUAUUUUGCAACGAGCGCAUGCAACGCGAGCGGUGUGGUCAGCAUGUUAGGGUUAGGAGCUAGGGUUAGAGUUAAGGCUAGGUUUUUGUGUUAAGGUUAGGGUUAGGGUUAGGAUAAGAGUAUGGGUUAGGGUUAGUUUUAGGUUUAGGGUUAGGGGUUAGGGAAAAUAAGAUUUUGAAUGGGACUGAAUUGUGUGUCCCCACAAGGUUAGCUGUACAAUACUGUGUGAGUGUGUGUGUGUGUGUGUGUGUGUGUGUGUGUGUGUGUGUGUGUGUGUGUGUGUGUGUGUGUGUGUGUGUGUGUGUGUGUGUGUGUGUGUGUGUGUGUUUCAUCACAUGAAUAUAGAUGAAGUCAUAUGUAUUGUUUAUGUCCGUGUGUUUUAAUGAGAUCACAGUCUAAGGACGUUAGAAAUAAUACGACACUAGAAUUCCCAUGUUUUUGUGCCAUACUGUUUGUGUCCAUACAUUUCGUCCACACCGUAUGCUGAUCUUCAACACAGUCCAUUUAUCUCUGACAUGCUAAUGUAUUCCAAUUUAAGUAAUGAACAUAAAGCAGCCAUGGGAUGGUCGCCACGUUGGUUGCUAGGGGGCUUAACAGAAAAUGACACCAGCAUUGAGCAGCCCCUUAAGGCAGUCUCCUUAAAGAGAGAUAUGGGACAGGCCUUUAAUGGAAACUCACCAUGAGCCUGAUCAGAUUAUAAAAUGAUGUGGAACACCUACUGGAGAUUAAAGAUUGGCCGUUACGCGCUCGGUUUACACAGCCCCUCCCCUCCCGUCCCACUUAGUGUACCACUUGCUCCUGAUCCCGUUAUGUGUGACUGUGACGUCCCCUAUAUCAGGGCAUUGUUUAAAGGCCCGUGAAACAUAAGGAACAUCAUAUUUACAUCUAUCUAUCUAUCUAUCUAUCUAUCUAUCUGUCUGUCUGUCUGUCUGUCUGUCUGUCUGUCUGUCUGUCUGUCUGUCUGUCUGUCUGUCUGUCUGUCUGUCUGUCUGUCUGUCUGUCUGUCUGUCUGUCUGUCUGUCUGUCUGUCUGUCUGUCUGUCUGUCUGUCUAUCUAUCUAUCUAUCUCUCUCGCUCUCUUUCCCUCUCUCUCUCGCUCUCUCUCUGUCUCUCGCUCUCUCUCGCUCUCUCUCUCGCUCUCUCUCUCGCUCUCUCUCUCGCUCUCUCUCUCGCUCUCUCUCUCGCUCUCUCUCGCUCUCUCUCGCUCUCUCUCUCUCUGACAUUGUCCCCCAGUGUCUCCUCCCCCUUAAUGACAUUGUUAUGACUAACAUCGCCCCCAAUAUUAUAAAGAUAAAAGACAACGCAACCUACUGAAAAAUUCACUAGAGGCGUCAAAAUAACACAACAUUUAGGUCAUGAGUAAUUAUUAACAAAUUCUGCUUUUAAUGGAAAUGUGAUGGCAAAGUAAGUGGAAGAGGAUGAAGAUCCUCUGAAUCCUUGAAAUCUUCCUUAUUUAAAUGCAGGUUAUCCUCUGGAAGCCUGGCACCUAUAAUUCAGUCGAUCUGUUCGACUGCCCGAGCCCAGCUGUGUGCGCGAGCCCAGCAGUGUGCGCGAGCCCAGCAGUGUGCGCGAGCCCAGCAGUGUGCGCGAGCCCAGCAGUGUGCGCGAGCCCAGCAGUGUGCCCGAGCCCAGCAGUGUGCGCGAGGCAUCCAUCCAAGUUUACAAUCCAGCCAUCCGUCAGGUUGAUAAGUGGACCCAUGUCUGGGUGUCAUCUGUCACACGUCUCAGUGGUUGGUGUUGCUAAGAGCCUCCUAGCUUCCCAGAACGGAACGUCUGAUUCAGCUCAGGCUAAGCUGCUGUUUGAGUGAUACCAGCAGGAUAGUAAGUGCUCUCCAACACAACUGGUGGUCUGGGUCUUUUUUGAGAACAGUUAUCCGGGUGUUUGAUGGAAAGUGACAGCCAUUUAUCACCAAUCGAGGGACAGGGUCCCCAGACAAGAUGGCUGUCACUCACUGAGUCUCAGUGGAAUGCUCUUUCAGCUGCUUUCAGACACAGUGGAAAGCUCACACCCCUUUAGCACUCCUCACCCGUCAACAGCAUAUUGUUUGACUAACAGAAAUCCUGCGCUGUCCACUUUGUACGGUCCGAUAAGCCCACAUUUGUAGUCACAGUUGCAGAGAGGCGGCCUGUCAUCCACAGGAUACACAACAGGCUCUCACAUCUUAGGUACCAUGUUUGGAUACUGUCAGCCAUUUCAGACAGGGUCAGCCAAAGGUUUCCACAAAAUAAAUAAUGCGUCCUUCAGGAAUCACACGUUACUGUAUAGUCUAGAGAAUGAUGGAAACAAAGGGAUGGAGUACAGUAACUCUCAGAUGGAUUUUGGCUAGACUUUUUAUUACCAUACUGUAACAACAGGACAUAGCUCUCUGUCCAUGUGGGGGGGUGUAUUUCUCAUUGAGUGGAUUCACCUGUCGACGUACAAAGAGCCUCAUUCCACUGGUAUAUUUCCCCUUCAUCACAUAAAAAUUGUCUCCAUGGCGUCAACAGAUCAUCAUGUGCCGUCUGAGCUAGCUGGGCUCCUCUUCACACGGCUUGUUUCAAAGGGCUAAACCUUUUUAGGGAGAUGUAUUUUUCCCUAAAUGUUUGAUUGUGAUUGAUUAAAUGUUGGGGGAUUUUUUGGUUUAGUAGUUAGUUAGCUAGAAUUGUGAUGUUUUGAUAGUGUACUUGAGAAAUGUGUGAAAGCGUAUUUAUUCAGAUUGUUACUGUGUUGUUUGGUCUGUUCUUGAGCAGAGGGUUAGUACCCAUUGGGAUGGGAACAUCCUGAGUCUCUGUUUCUAGUUGAGAUAGUUGGGCUACUUCUGCCACUUAUAGCCGUGUUUCCAAGGCGAUGUGGUAUGUGUAGUGUAUCUGAACAGAGAAAUAUAUCGCCACAUUGUAUACUGAGCAAUUUGAAGUGCCUUAUUACUUAUUACCCAUUCUUAUAAUUGCUCAUUGAUAUUUAAAUGGAUGUUUUAUAUUUUCAGGUGAUGAAAUCUUUGUUAGAUGGUGGUGCAAUUUAAGGUGACAGUCAUAGAUGUAGAAAAGCACAAGAUCAUCUAAAGUCUGAAAUAUUUUCUCCUUCUUCCUUGUGGUUGUGGAAGGCAUAGGUUUUGUAAAAGGGGGAAAACAUGUAUCUAAUUCAUCCCUGGAGGUUUAGAGGGUACUUUAACACGUGUGUGUGUGUGUGUGUGUGUGUGUGUGUGUGUGUGUGUGUGUGUGUGUGUGUGUGUGUGUGUGUGUGUGUGUGUGUGUGUGUGUGUGUGUGUGUGUGUGUGUGUGUGUGUGUGUGUGUGUCUGUGUGUGUGCGCGCAGGGAUGUCAUGCACCCCAAAUAUGUAUGUGAAGAUGGCUGGGGGGUGGUCCUGAGGGGGGCUAAUUUGGCAUUUUUCAAACACCUGAAACAGCUUUUUUCUGCAAAUUAGAGACAUAAUCAUUAUGCUUAAUUAUAUGUGAAAAUGUGUCUAUUUUUCGGCAUCUCUAAGCAUACCUCUUGAUCUGUCUGUAUCCUCCUGACUGGUGGUUCUUAUUAUAAAGAAACUAAAUAUGUUUCUCUGCAUCUCUGCUAAAAUCUGGGUAAAAGAUUGAAAGGAAUGUGAGUCUUAUUCAGUACAUUUAGUUAAUGCUUGCUUUUCUAAAGCCUACCAACCUUGCCAGCAGGCAUGCCAGCUAACAUAGUUAGACAAGCUAGCUACUCUAACUUGAUAGCCUGAAAUGGCUUCAUGUUAGUUACUUAUGCGGUCGGGAGAUUGGGAACCUAUCUGGGCUAGGUAAAACCAACUUUAUAAAAUUGCUAAGUGGCUAGUUGUAUUACAGAGAAAACAACGACAACAACACACACACACAUAUAUACUAUAUAUUAAUUAAACAGGACAAAUCUGAGGGGGGCACCUGCCUCUAUGGGCAUGAUGCCUCUGUCUGUCUGUCUGUCUGUCUGUCUGUCUGUCUGUCUGUCUGUCUGUCUGUCUGUCUGUCUGUCUGUCUGUCUGUCUGUCUGUCUGUCUGUCUGUCUCUGUGUGUGUGUGUGUGUGUGUGUGUGUGUGUGUGUGUGUGUGUGUGUGUGUGUGUGUUUGCUUUGCUUUGCUUUGCUCUGCUCUAUAAGAGACCCUUAGCAUGUCAAAGCACCAAGUGGCAUCUGUAAAUAAAGACAACCCCAUAGAAACACAAGCCACACAUUGCAUUCAGGGGGGCAAGAAACACUAAAGGAUUCAACAAACAAUGUUGUUUCUGUCCUCACCUCACAGUCCCUGUUUGAAAAGUGUCUCAAAAGCAAGUGGCUUCCAAAGACACACUGAAAGAUAAAAAUACAAGACAAACAUUUAUUUUUGCCUAAACACAUAUGAUCAUCAUAGUGUACAUUUUGUAUCACGUUUUAUAAAGCUAUAUCUAUUAUAUUGUUGUACAAAAUCUAGAAUUGAACAGUGUAUCAGUAUGUGUUAGAUGAGUACUACAUCCAGAUGGAACAUGUGUUUAUUGGAGUGACAAUAUUAUGGUGGGAAAGAAAGAAUCAUCGUUAAGUGAAUGAGAAAACAAAUGCAAUUCUGAGAGAACGGACCACUGCCGUGUGACAUUUAAAACUGAACUAAAGUACACUCAACUGUCCCACUUUUCUUUUUUUUUUACUCUGUCCCAUGUUUGGGCUUUGUGAGAUUGACGAUCAGUCGAAGAGGAGAAUCAAGUGGUAACCUGUUGAAUCUGCAGAGGAAAAAAAUCCAUUACUUACAAACAAUGAAGUGCUGAUGAUCAGCCAAGAGGGAUGUGUGUUCGGCAUCCAUUUUGUCUCAACUUGUAAGUGAGUGAUGAGCAAAAAGGGACACAGACUGACCGUAGGGAGAAACUAUGAGGCCAGCUGCUACAACAUGCAGUGUAGUAUUGGAAACAUCUGGACUUCUUCCAGAUAUCGGGGGAAUUGUUAUUGAAACAAAGUCUUGUCUUGUCUUGAGGGAAUGAACCAUGUUGAACCAUUGUAGGUGUGACUUCACUGAAAUAUCUCUUCAAAUGGACAAACGGAAUACAAAUGAUAAAAACUUAUAUUGUGGAAAAUGUAUAUACAGCAGUGUACACUCUUCCAAAAGGGUUCUUCAGCUGUCCCCAUAGGAGAACCCUUUUUGGUUCCAGGGAGGACCCUUUUUGGUUCCACAUAGAACCCUCUGCGGAAAGGGUCCUACAUGAAACCCAAAAGGGCUCUAUCUGGAACCAAAAGGGUUCUACUUGGAACCAAAACGAGUUCUUAAAAGGGUUAUCCUAUGGGGACAGCCGAAGAACCCUUUAAGGUUCUAGAUAGCUCCUUUUUUUUCUUACGAGUGUACAGGGUGUUCAUUUUUCAGUUGCGUCAGUAUGUAAAUCGAAUCAUUGUGCUCUCAUCCACUGUGGCUCACGGCUCCUAAUACGGUCGAUAUAUUGUCUGUUAAAAACGUAUUAUUUGAAUUGUAUAUAUCUCUAUAGUAUACAUUAUAUGUCAUUUGGAUGAGAUACAGUUGAAAUAUACAUAGGUCUACACAUGUUUAAUAGCUAUCUGAAUGUUCCCUUCCCUUCCCUUCUCACCCUCCCUUAUCCUAAUAUGAUACUCCCUCACCCCUAAUGUACAGUAAUAAUGUUCAUGAUUUCUUUUGCGCCAUUAGUUGAUUGUUUAAUAGUUCUGGACAAUGAAGCUGAGUGUUAAUAUCAUUGGCCACUCACUUAUGAAGCUGUAAAAUAUUAACCAUAUUCAGUGGAUUUAUGGUGGCAUAUUCAUUUUUUAAAUCAAUUCAAAUAAAAUGUACGAAAAAUGUU
Salmo salar (Atlantic salmon) is the source of this 10499-nucleotide messenger RNA. RefSeq names its product muscarinic acetylcholine receptor M2-like. Gene Ontology annotation, cellular component: dendrite; synapse; plasma membrane. Gene Ontology annotation, biological process: adenylate cyclase-inhibiting G protein-coupled acetylcholine receptor signaling pathway; regulation of heart contraction; regulation of smooth muscle contraction. The record is from RefSeq and is a predicted model, not a curated record. Lineage: Eukaryota; Metazoa; Chordata; Actinopteri; Salmoniformes; Salmonidae. Gene Ontology annotation, molecular function: G protein-coupled serotonin receptor activity; G protein-coupled acetylcholine receptor activity.